This is a messenger RNA of Brienomyrus brachyistius, 6927 nucleotides long. Its product is annotated as regulating synaptic membrane exocytosis protein 1-like. The record is from RefSeq and is a predicted model, not a curated record. Gene Ontology annotation, molecular function: small GTPase binding; transmembrane transporter binding. Gene Ontology annotation, biological process: intracellular protein transport; regulation of synaptic plasticity; positive regulation of synaptic transmission. NCBI's taxonomy places the organism in Eukaryota, Metazoa, Chordata, Actinopteri, Osteoglossiformes, Mormyridae. Gene Ontology annotation, cellular component: cytoskeleton of presynaptic active zone; presynaptic membrane.
GAGGGAACCUACGCGCCUCGUAGAGAUCAUGGAAGCGCUACAUGCGCGGAGCGGAGGUGGGAUUUGAACCCCCAACCCUACAGGUACAAAGCAGCGGCAGUCCUACCCGCAGCGACACCGUUCCGCCCUCUGUAGCCUUCUGUUUGUUAAUUUAAGCAUAUGCCUGUUUCUCUUUGAAACACCCACGGUAUUCACGGGGGUACUGGAAGAGAGAAUGGGAAAAUAUUCACUGCACUCGGUUUAUCAACAAGUGAGGGAUCAUGUCCUGUAAAUUCGGAGUGACCGCUGGCUCAACCUCGGCAGCGAACAUCGCGCCGAUCGUUGUCAGGGUCGUUAUUAUAAAACGCCUAUAAAGCGAAAUCUGAAGCCGUCCAUCACGGCUGCUCCUGGCGAUCGUCUUCAAUGAAUGGGGAAGGCGGCGAAUUGGCAGACGGGGACGCGCGUACGAGAGAGAUGGGCUCGUACUUUCAUCAGCGUCUGUGCCCCCGUGCACGAGCCCGGAGGGAGAGGUGUGCGCGGCGUGUAGAGAGGAAGCGCGCUACCAGCCCGUUGAAAUAAGGGAAGGGAGAGACACUGCGAUCACAUACGGUGAGACCCCAUUCUCAAAUGAGUAAGCGCGCCUCCGUUUGGGGGAAGGUACGCGCUUGAGGGGCUGCGGUCCCAUUGACUGUUCCGUCUCCCAGGCAGCAGGCAGCAUCAUCAGCAGCAGCAUCAGCAGCGCGGAAGGAGGACUGCACGGUCUCCGCCUUAAGCAUCAGCCAGCGACCGAGCCCGAACACGGAGAAAGGGACAGCGCCUAUCAGCCAACCCGAUCAGGGCUCCCUCAAGCCUAUAUAUCAUCUCCUGGCGCUGAGAUGCGCUGCCAGUAACUUGAGGUGGAGGGGAGAGGCGGACAGGCGGGGGGUGGGGGGGUGAGAGAGAGAAGAGAGAAAAGCCGAAUAGAAACCAAAGCACAGCCGUGGGUGCCCGCAACCAUGAAAGGCUUGCACUAUACCAGAGAGCUGAGGCUCUGCCCGUGGACUAUGUCGUGAGAAGUGCCUUUCGUCGCUCGGCUUUUGGUCACGAAAACGACACGCCAAGGAGGGGUAAAAAUGUCCGCCUCUGUGGGGCCCCAAGGCGGCCCUCGCCCACCCACCGCGCCGAUGAACAUGCCCGAUCUUCCGGACCUCAGUCACCUCACGGAGGAGGAAAGGAAAAUAAUAAUGGCAGUGAUGGUUCGGCAGAAGGAGGAAGAGGAUAAAGAAGAAGCCAUGUUAAAAAGGCUGCACCAGCAGUUCGAGAGCUACAAGGAGCAAGUGCGUCGCAUCGGUGCCGACACGCGGCGCCAGCAGAGCCUGCACCGGGACGACGCCCCCACCUGUGGCAUCUGCCGCAAGACCAAGUUUGCCGACGGCUGUGGCCACCUCUGCUCCUACUGCCAGACCAAGUUCUGCGCUCGCUGUGGAGGCCGGGUCUCCCUGCGCUCCAACAAUGAGGACAAAGUGUGUCACAUAGUGAAGGACAGGGUCAUGUGGGUGUGCAACUUGUGCCGCAAGCAGCAGGAGAUCCUCACCAAGUCGGGGGAGUGGUUCUCGGGGCAGGGGGCCAAGCCCAACGCGUUGGGCGCCGCCCACAGCGACCCGGCCAUGUUUGACAAGAAGGUGCGCUCCAGGUCGCAGGCCCCGCUGAACUCGGGCCCCGGGCCUGGCCAGGAUGCCCUGCCGCCUGCUACGGCUGACCGCACCAAGGGCCCCGAUGCUGGCCAGACGGGGGCGCCCACCUCCCGAUCCCGGAGCGAGCCUCCCAGGGAGAAGAAAAGGCCCGUGUCGCUCCACGAGCCCGUCACCAAGACGGGGCCGCGAGGGGAGAGGCGCAGGGGUCUGGGCAAGUUGCAGUCACACGCCUCCGAGGACCUGAGCCAGCGGCGCGACGCCCCCCGCAGGCUAGAGAAGGUACGCUCACAGGACUACAGCGUGGCAGGGGAAGCGGGCCGGCCGGAGCCAAGGCCGCGGCAGCCAGAGGGCGAGGCGGAGAGGCAGCGGCGGGAGGAGGAGUUUCAGACGCGCUACCGCAGCGACCCCAACCUGGCGCGUUACCCGGUGAAACCGCAGCCUGAGGAGCAGGAGAUGCGCAUCCACGCCAAGGUGUCCAAGGCACGGCACGAGCGCCGGCACAGCGAUGUGGCCAUCAACGAGGUGGGGCUGCAGCCAAACGGGGGCCCCAGGGAGGCCAGCCAGAACCGGCCGAGCAGGAGGGCCGGAGGCGAGGGCGAGCGUAAGGCACCUCUGGAGAACCACCGCUCCUACUCUGUAGACAGGACCGUGGGGGGGCCCGCCUCCAAACCUAACCACGCCCCCCAGCUCGCCCCUGCAGUCCGCACAGGCCCCCAGGGCCCUUCCGGGCGGCCUGACCUCAGGAAGAACCACCUGGAGCCCAGCUCGGCUGCCGUGCUGCGCAAGGCCAAGCGGGAGAAGAUGGAGAGCAUGCUCCGCAACGACUCGCUCAGCUCCGAUCAAUCCGAGUCCCUGCGGCCGCCGCCACCACGUCCCCACAAGACCAAGCGUGGGGUCAACAAGAGGCAGAUGUCUGUCAGCAGCUCGGAGGAAGAGGGCGGCUCCACACCAGAGUAUACCAGCUGUGAGGACGUGGAGAUCGAGAGCGUCAGCGAGAGAGGUGACUGGGACUGCUACCCCUUGGACCCCACCGUGUGGCACCAUCCUGUCACCUGGCAACCGUCCAAGGAGGGUGACCAUCUGAUUGGACGGAUCACCCUGAGCAAGAGGAUAGCCAUGACGAGAGAGGCCAGCACCAUGCUAGGGUUAAAGGUCGUCGGAGGGAAGAUGACAGAGACUGGGAGACUUGGGGCUUUCAUCACCAAAGUCAAGAAGGGGAGUCUUGCCGAUGUCGUGGGUCAUUUACGGGCAGGUGACGAGGUCCUGCAAUGGAAUGGGAAGCCGUUGCCCGGAGCAACGAAAAAGGAAGUUUACAAUAUCAUUUUGGAUUCUAAAUCAGAACCUCAAGUAGAAAUAGUGGUUUCAAGGCCAAUUAGAGAUAUACCACGGAUUCCAGAAACAUCACAUCCUCCCUUAGAAUCUAGUUCAAGUUCCUUCGAGUCCCAGAAAAUGGACCGGCCCUUCAUAUCCAUCGUGUCUCCCACAAGUCCCGGGACAUUGCGAGACAUUCCUCGACUGCUGCCUGGACAGCUUUCGGUGAAGCUUUGGUACGACAAAGUGGGCCAUCAGCUGAUUGUCAACGUGCUUCAAGCCAUAGACCUUCCUCUCCGGAUGGAUGGGAAGCCCAGGAACCCCUAUGUGAAGAUGUACUUUCUCCCCGACAGGAGUGACAAAAGCAAGCGAAGGACCAAAACAGUGAAAAAGAGCCUGGAACCCAAGUGGAACCAGACCUUCCUCUACUCGCACGUGCACCGAAGGGACUUCAGGGAGCGCAUGCUGGAGAUCACCGUGUGGGAUCAGCCGCGAAUCCAGGAGGAGCAGAGUGAAUUCCUGGGGGAGAUCCUGAUCGAGCUGGAGACGGCCCUGCUGGACGACAUGCCGCACUGGUACAAGCUGCAGACCCACGACGUGUCCUCGCUACCUCUGCCCCAGCCCUCGCCCUACCUGCCCCGGCGGCACAGCCACGGGCACGGGGACGGCCCCAGCAAGAAGCUGCAGAGGUCGCAGCGCAUCACUGACACAGAGUUUGAUGAUGGUAAUGCCAUAGUGGCCACAGGCUCCUGUUCCCCCACCUCCCUCCCCAACGCUGGAGCAGCUGCUUCGGAGAGGAGCUCGCGGGAGAGGGAGCGCUCCACCACGUUGGUGGUGCCCGAGCAGCAGCGCCCCCAGCAGCACCGCUCGCGCUCCGUGUCUCCGCACCGCGAGGAGCAGGGCCGCGGCCGCUCCCGCCCCCCCAACGUGCCCAUGCAGAGGAGCCUCGAUGAGAUCCACCAUAAGCGCCAGUCCUGGUCCCCCACCCGCUACCGUGACUCCCCCCGUGGCCGCGAAGAGCGGGAACCCCAGGAUUCGGAGCAGGAGUAUUCAGAGGACAGCGAGGCCCACGUCACGCGCAGAGCGAUCCGGGGCGGGAGCGCCGAGUGCCUGCACACCGACAGUGAUCUACAGCCGUCUCUUGACAGGUUUAGAAGUGCUAGUACCAACUGUUUGAGACCAGACACUAGUUUCCAUUCACCUGAGCGAGAAAGAGCACAUGGUCAUAGCAAUCGCUCACAGUCCCCCCCCGGCGACACCCCCCAAGCAGCCCGUAGGGGGCGACAGCUGCCACAGGUGCCUGUGAAGAACAGUGGCGUCGAGCAAGGGCAUGCUAAUUGCAAGUCAGAGGAGAAAGCUCUCGUGGUCACGGCAGAGCGGACGCGGCAGGUGCCGGUGAAAGUACAUUCCUACAGGACGUCCACCACGUCCAGCUCCAGCCAGGACCUGGAGACCGAGCUCAAGAACAAGAGAGAGCUGUACAAAGAGCAGCGGCGAAGCUGCGACAAUGUGUCCGCCAGGUCAUCGGACAGUGACAUCAGCGACGUAUCGGCCAUCUCUCGCGCCAGCAGUGCGUCUCGCCUCAGCAGCACCAGCUACAUGUCCAUACAGUCUGAGCGGCACUGGGGGGGGCGCUUCAGGAAGAUCCGUGCGGCCGGCCGGAGCAUGCUGAAGAGCACCAGCGUGAGCGGCGAGAUCUACAACGACGGCAGCCAGUCGGACACGGCCCUGGGCACGCUGGGCUCCGCCGGCAAGAAGCGGCGCUCCAGCCUGAGUGCCCGCGUGGUCGCCAUCGUGGGCUCGCGCCGCAGCCGCAGCACCUCGCAGCUCAGCCAGACGGACGCAGCCAGCAAGAAGUCAAAGAGCCAGAUCCAGCGGAGCCAGGAGACGGGCAUGGCGGUGGAGUACCCGCGCAACGCUAUGGCGCGGCAGGCCAGCCGCGAGUCUACUAAUGGCAGCAUGAACAGCUACAACUCCGAGGGCAACCUGAUCUUCUCCGGCGUCCGUCUGGGGGCCGACAGCCAGUUCAGCGACUUCCUGGAUGGUCUGGGUCCCGCACAGCUGGUGGGCAGGCAGACGCUGGCCACGCCCGCCAUCGGUGACAUCCAGAUUGGCAUGAUGGACAAGAAGGGCCAGCUAGAGGUGGAGGUCAUCCGCGCACGAGGCCUCAUUCAGAAGCCCGGGUCAAAGUCCCUCCCCGCUCCGUACGUCAAGGUCUACCUGCUGGAUAACGGGGCGUAUGUAGCCAAAAAGAAGACGAAGAUUGCUAGGAAGACGCUAGACCCACUUUACCAGCAAGCGCUGCUGUUUGACGAGAGUCCGCAGGGCAAAGUUCUACAGGUGAUAGUGUGGGGCGACUAUGGUCGGAUGGACCACAAAUGCUUCAUGGGAGUGGCACAGAUCCUGCUGGAGGAGCUGGACCUGUCCAGCACGGUGAUUGGCUGGUACAAACUCUUCCCGCCGUCCUCGCUGGUGGACCCGACGCUGGCCUCCGUCACCCGCCGGGCCUCGCAGUCGUCGCUCGACAGCUCGUCGGGACCGCCGGGGAUCCGCUCCUAGUGCCCCGCGGAAGACCGGAGCGGAGGGAAGACUAGAAGGAACGAGGGAUAACAAUCAGAAGCAGACUGAGAAUCAUGAUCAAAGCUUUGUUGGAGCCUGACAAUCAUUCCUGAAUCUUCUUUUUUUUUGGUCUUUUCUCUUAGAUCUUUGUUAUUUUCUUUCUGUGUAGCUUUCCAACAGACAGGGCUGCGGCAAAACAUGGGGUAACGUUGCCUUCACAGGAGAGGAACUCCAAAUGUCACACAGGCCAGGUAUAUCCCGACACAGAGUGACACCUGAGGGGGGCGGAGCCAGUCCACCCUGGCUCUGCCUGACUCUCUCUCUCUCUCUCGCUGUUUCACUUCCGUGUUUCCCCAUCGCCAGCGCUGUGCCUGGAUGUGGGGAGGGUGGGGGGGGGGCUUGGGCCCCUUUGUUGCAGUUGCACUGCCACGCUUCUCGUUUCCCAUUCGUUUUGUAUACUUGGACAGACGUUCGCACGAUGGAAAAAAGGGGUUCACGUUUCCUGGCGCUUGCAUGAAUACAGAAUAAAUCAGGGUGGGGUUCCCUUUCCUUCCUGACCCAGACUCUGCUUUCCUCCACCGACUCCAACCGGUCAGUUGAACCCCCCCUAUUUGUAGAUGUGCUGUUGGCCUCUGUCAGGACCCAGCGUGCUGCGGUCAGGGUGCUGUGGACAUUAAUGUCGCUGCCGGUCCCUGGGACCCCCCCCCCCCCCCCCCCCCAAAGCCCUGCACGUGUUUAAGUUUUUAUCUGAGUCCCACCUUCAGUUUACAUCGUUUUGAUUAAUGCAAGUACGACCGCUUGGUUUUUUACCGCAAAACAAGGUCUUAACUUUUUGGAAGAAAACAAAGAAGAAAAAAAAAAGAAAAGAAAGCCGCCAGACUCCAGCUUCCUUCCUGUUCCCGCAUCACUUCCUCUCUGCCCAGAUUCCAGGAGACACACGAGUCACACGGAAACCUCUCUGCAAAAUCUGUGAAUGUGACAGCAACCACCAGGCAGGUCCACACGGACUCCAGUACUUACUCUGCAAAAACGCCGCCUCCUCCUCUGCUACCCACCCAACAAAGAUGCGGGGGGGGGGGGGGUGGGCAUGGGGUGGAAGGAGGAGCAGCAUGACUGUGGAACUGUUCCAAGCUGCAUGCACAUUUUGUAAAACAAAAAAGCAGACAAAAAAAAAAAUAAGUCAUUGAAAUAGAUGUGUGUGUUAGUUGCACAUACUGUAGGUCAGCUUGUAUGUUGCAUGUAACUGUACAGUUUGCUCGUACUUAAUAUAAGGAGAUUACAGAUGAAACAAAGCCACCCAUGUGUAGACGUUUGGCUGGACCCCGCACCGUUUUCUCAUUCUGAUGCUGGAUGUCUAAACGAACGUGUUUUUGUUUUAGGUCCUUUUCUUGUUUUUCUGCCCUUU